CUUUGUUCAUCAUGCCAGUCACUCCUCUUCGUAUUCACGUCGUUCCCUAAAAUUUUCCUUCUCAAUCCCGCUUCUUUCCUUUCCCACCCCCCAAAACUGUUUGGCGCCCAUAUAUAUUUCUAGUAGUCUCGUCUUCUCUGCUUCCCGAUCUUCCGCUGUUUCUUCCCCUUGACGCUUUGACGCCUCAUUCCUACCAUUAAUUCCACCCACACUCUUAUCAUCCGCUCAAAUCUUCUUGCAUGGGAUCGUCUGGAUCGAACUUUUACGAUGCCGGUCUCCAAGGCAAAAUCCAGCCCCUCCGAUGACCGUCGGGAUCGGCUUACGCUCGCGAAACUGGCCAGCUACGACGACGUCGCAACAGAUGCGCUGGUUGACCGUGCGUACUUUUGGACCAACACUCGCAAAAAUCGCACCAAAUACAACCCCGCCCGCGGCAUUAGAGAUGAUGAUGUGGCUAGCACUCUUCUUCACGAUGUCAUUGUCAACAAGGAUGCUGCCAAAGCGGAAGAGAAGCUGUUGAGCAUGCCAGGUCUCAAAAAGUACCUGGCUAAGCUGCCUACUGACCGGGAGAAAGAAUGGUUUCGCCGCCAUCUCCGCAAAUACAUCCAGAUGUAUCUCCCCGACUCCCCCUUUGAGGUGACUACGACCAAUCGCUACACGGUGACCGAGCAUGAGGCUGCCAUCUGCGCCCGCAAAUUCAUUAAGCAGGGCCAGGAGAUCAAGUACCUCAGCGGGACCCUCGUACCCAUGACCAAGGAAGAGGAGCAGGAUCUGGAUCUGAAGAGAAAGGAUUUUAGCAUUGUCAUGUCGAGUCGCAGAAAAACCCCCUCUUUCUUUCUGGGUCCCGCUCGGUUCGCUAAUCACGAUUGCAACGCCAACGGUCGACUGGUGACGCGCGGCAUGGAAGGUAUGCAAGUCGUCGCCAUCCGCAACAUUCAUAUCGGCGAGGAAAUCACUGUGUCCUAUGGAGAGGAUUACUUUGGCAUUGACAAUUGCGAGUGUCUUUGUUUGACGUGCGAACGGGCCGUCCGCAAUGGCUGGGCACCUCAGCUCGAUUCCGACCAAGAGAGUCCCGCUUCCACGCCAGCUUACGAGGAGCCUGCGCCCUCUGAGGCUCUCCUUUCGCCCAAGAAACGCAAGCACGUCCCCGACACCGAUUCAGAGAGCUCUCCCUUGUCGACUCCCCGCAAACGAACCAAGUUUACUCGCCAGAGCUCCAAGUUGAGAUCCGAGGUCGUGUUUUCUGAUCUCACACCCUCGAUCGAGUCUUCCACGGUCCAGCCAGCGGACACCGGGCUUUCCCCCCAAGCUUUAUCCGUGCCACACGCAGCCGCAGCCGAAACCGCCAAUGACCACGUCAUCGACAACAAGAGUGACAUCCAUGCCGAAUCGACCGCGCAAAGCACCACCACUACCACCGCCGAUCCUGAUUCACCCGGUUCACUGGACGAUUCGCACCGCUCGUCAACUUCAACAGCCGCGACGUCCGUUUGUGACAACCCGGUGCGAAUCAAGGUCGAGGAAAUUACCGAGACUACCGUGCAGGCACCAAUUUUGACUGUCGAGGGACGCCUUGAUCUCUCCACUGAGCCAGAACGACGUAUGCUGGGUGUAGACAACGAUGCAUUGUCGGACUUGUCAGACUCAUUGGAACUAGACGAGAAGCUUGGUACCGUGGUGAAAAAGUCCCGAAAAUCCCGCAGCAAGGAAGUGGUUCCCUCAGUCGAGGUUGAGCCACCCCGUGCUCGGGUUCCUGGCGACUACACCAAAACCUCAAAACUUCUAGCACAGGCAUACGACCGCUGGGUGGAUUGCCGCACAUGCAACGCAUGGUUUGUUCAGCAAGAUUCCUACCUGACGCGCCGUGAGUGUCCCCGGUGCGAACGGCACUCCAAGCUGUAUGGAUUUCAGUGGCCGAAAACCGACAGGGAGGGCCCUGGGGACGACGAGGAACGUGUGAUGGACCACCGCACCGUGCACCGAUUCUUGUACCCUGAGGAAGAAGCGCUCAUCUCGCGCAAGGACCGCGGUGUCAGUUUUGGAAUAACCCCGACGCCCGAGCUGUCCGAGCCUCACGCAGAGACCGAGGACAGUGAAGCCGGCGAGGACCGACGCAACACGCGCGCCAGCCGACGACGUACCCGGUCCCUUCGGAUGACUAUGUAA
This is a messenger RNA of Aspergillus vadensis CBS 113365, 2166 nucleotides long. Its product is annotated as SET domain-containing protein. Gene Ontology annotation, cellular component: nucleus. Gene Ontology annotation, molecular function: histone H4K20 methyltransferase activity; protein binding. Bases 268 to 2166 code for a protein of 632 amino acids. The record is from RefSeq and is a predicted model, not a curated record. Lineage: Eukaryota; Fungi; Ascomycota; Eurotiomycetes; Eurotiales; Aspergillaceae. The transcript has 2 exons.